Molecule: messenger RNA, 917 nt
Organism: Lobosporangium transversale
Lineage: Eukaryota; Fungi; Mortierellomycota; Mortierellomycetes; Mortierellales; Mortierellaceae
Exons: 2
Coding region: 105-908 (267 amino acids)
Molecular function (GO): acyltransferase activity, transferring groups other than amino-acyl groups
Source: RefSeq, a predicted model, not a curated record
CUCUCUUUCUCUCUCUCUCCGGAAUACAGAAUUGCUUCUCCCUCUCUUCUUUUUCUUUUUCCCCCCAGGCUUUAUUUUUUUUUUAUUUUUUUAGAGAAAACAUCAUGACACAAUCUGAAUUCAUUAUUCGCAAUACAAGGCCCGAAGAACUUGAUGCUUAUAUCGACGUCCUUGAACGAGCAGCAGAAUGGAUGGAAUCUCAAAAUCUCGCCCAAUGGAUCCCAGGAACGUUUCGACAACCAGAGACUCGUCAACAUAUUGCCAAUGCAAUCGCUCAGCAAAACUCUUUUAUUGUUGAACCUGUUAAUACGAUGAACGGUAGUAACAAUAACAGUACAUCCUCAUCCUCAUCAUUAUCAGCAUCAUCAUCAUCACCAUCAUCAUCAUCACCAUCAUCAUCAUCACCAUCAUCAUCGUCAUCAGGAACAAUCGCCGCCAUCUUUGCUUUAAAUUAUGAAGAUCCCUUUGAUGAAAUGUUAUGGUCUCCAUUAUUGGGUCCCGAUCAUUGGAAGGAUGCGAUUUAUGUUCAUCGACUCGUGGUCGAGCCUUCCUUCCAGGGCAAAGGAAUCGUCCCCCAGAUUUUGGCCUUUGUCGAAAACCUGGUGAUCGAAAAGGGCAAGACCUUCUUAAGAUUGGAUUGUCGGGCCAAUAAUCCAAGACUACGAAAAUUUUAUCGGGAAAAAUGUCGUGGGAAAGUAGUGAUGAUUUCGAAUGAAAAUAAUAACAAUAACAAUAGCAAUAACAAUGGUAAUGACAAAGACGGCGUUGUACAAGAACAAGUACUACAAGUACAAGGAUUAGAGGAAAGAGGAACUUUUCGGAAUCCAAAAACAGGGAUUGAGUAUGCACGUUUUGAACGACGGAUCGUUCCUGCAUCCUCUUCUUCUUCUUCUUCUUCAAAUGCGUAAAAAGAUUAC